Molecule: messenger RNA, 1497 nt
Organism: Penicillium griseofulvum
Lineage: Eukaryota; Fungi; Ascomycota; Eurotiomycetes; Eurotiales; Aspergillaceae
Product: calcium:cation antiporter
Exons: 6
Coding region: 1-1497 (498 amino acids)
Biological process (GO): calcium ion transmembrane transport; intracellular calcium ion homeostasis
Cellular component (GO): fungal-type vacuole membrane
Molecular function (GO): calcium:proton antiporter activity
Source: RefSeq, a predicted model, not a curated record
AUGAGCAGACAAGCCGAGCUGGCCUCCACGAACUCAGGCUCAGACAAGAGCGCCAUCUUUCAUAAAGUGAAAAACUUUCUUCGAAAAGACAAAGCCCAGACUCCCAAUGACGACAGUUUAUCUGGUUGGCCCCACCAUGGCAGACCCUGCAGUUCGAUAUCCAUAUUCAAACAACGAACGAAACGGAUUCUCAACCCUAGAAUCAUCUUCUCCGGUGCAUUUGCCGCAUCGGCAAUCAUUAUUUCCAAUACCCAAAGCCCGGCGCUUGUAAUAUUCAUAUGGAACCUCCUUGCUAUUGUGCCGCUGUCGAUCACGCUCACAGAAGCCACUGAGAGGAUCUCCAAGGAUUUGGGUGAGACCGCUGGCGCUCUCCUCAACAUCACCAUAGGGAAUCUAGCAGAGCUUAUUAUUUUCGUCACUGCUUUGUUGAAAAACAACAUUAAAGUAGUUCAAUCGUCACUCCUUGGCUCGAUCCUUGUGAACCUCCUGCUCGUCCUUGGGUCUGCAAUCAUAGCAGGCUGUAUCUCGAAGAGUGAUGUAACGUAUAAUACUGAUCUCACACACUCAUUUGUGGGACUUCUCAAUCUCACCAUCUCUUGCCUUAUGAUUCCAACCGCUUUCUAUGGCAGCGUGAAGAGCGUUACUUCUGCUGAUCAUAUGUCAUUAUCCUUCAGCAGGGGGGUUUCCAUCAUCCUCCUUGCCACAUACUUCUUAUACCUUUUCUUCCAGUUUAAAUCGCAUGCUCACUUGUUCCUCUCUACGCGGCUCCAAGUGCCACAAUCAACCGAUGAUCAUGACUAUACAGACCUCGAAUCCCAUCCCACCGAGCUCGCAAGAGCAACAAGCAGAGACCUUGCCCAUCUAGAGAUGCAGGAAGUGCGAUCACGGUCUUGUUCAGUCGACGCGCAGACAGCAUCAGCAAUGCCACUGUUUCACAACGAGCCAUCCCAAGGAAGAACAAGCCUCAACGGACAAACGGAACCACCUAUCGGAGACUCUCUCGGAUGUUCCUGCGAACGCUAUGCUAUUCUAUCCAACCGAAUGAUAUCCGUAACACUCCUCGCCCUAUCAACAAUUCUCAUCGCUAUCUGCGCCGAAUUCUUCGCCUCAAGCUUCUCAACACUCAAUGAACAGGGCGUCCUCGGUGAAUCAUUCGUCGGUUUAAUCGUCAUCCCCAUCGCCGGAAAUGUUGCCGAGAAUGUUACAGCGAUUGUUGUGGCCUCCAAAAACCAAAUGGAUCUUGCUAUCAGUGUUGCUCUUGGGUCAGCCAUUCAAAUUGGUCUUUUGGUUUCACCAGCAAUGGUUGUUAUUGGCUGGGCUCUCGACAAGCCCAUGACCUUGCACUUUGACAAGUUCGAGAUGGUCACAUUGAUUGGUGCUGUUCUUAUGGUCGAUUUCAUCGUCCUCAAAGGAAAGACCAAUUAUAUGGAGGGGGCUAUUUUAUGUGCUUGCUUUGCAGCUAUCUCUGUUGGCGCAUUCUUGUUGCCACUCGCUUGA